ACGAUACCGCAGUCGAGAAAAAUUCCUUCAAAACGCAAUCAAAACCGUAAUCUUCGGUCGACUUAAUAUUCAUCGUUCUUAUCUCUCUCUCUCUCAUUCGGAAGUUUGCAAGGGUUUUCUUUCCGGCCGCCGCAUCCUUCGUUUGUUGAAUUUAUUUUGAGGAUCUAUUUUUGGGGAGUUGAAACAUAACGCACCGGUCAUACGAUUCGUUCUAUAUUUCAAGAAGAAUUUAAUUUGUGAGUAAUGGUUCAUUAAUUCUGCUGGUUUUCGUAUCGUUUUGCUUUGUUUCCGUUUUGCGUGUCUAGCUGGUUUGAAUGUCUGGAUCUGUUGUACCUUAUUAUUCUUAGGAAAUUAUCUUGAAGAGGGUUUGGUUUUGUUUUUUUCUGUUUAAUGGGUGUAUGGUUUGGUUUGAAGGGUUUAUAUACGGUUGAUGCCAUUGAGAUUUUGUAUUUUGCUUUCAUUCUUCUUUCGGAUUUCUGGGGGAAGGUUUAUUUAUCUACUUUAUGUUUGCGAAAGAUGUAAUCUAUUGUGAUGAUAAAGUUUUGAUUUCUAUGCUUAAUUCAAUAGACUUUUGUUUUUUUGUGUAAAUUAAUUUUGUUGAGGGAAUAAAUUUCAAUGGUGUAUUUUGUAAAAUCUCAUUUAUUAUUUGCAAAUAAUUUUGGAUGUUCAGGAUGGUUUGAUUUGGUUUAAUUAUUUUUUGUCUCAAGAAACAUUGAUAUUUUUGUUCCUUUUCAUUUUUAAUUCAAAGGCGGUGGAAAUUUUGCUGUGUUUUUUGUCGUAAAUUUCCAUUGUACAUUCAAAUAUUGGCAUGAUAAGUAAAAUUGGUUUAUACAAGCUUUCAACUGUUUGUGAUGGUAGGUUUUUGCGGUAGUGACAAAUUUGUUGUUCUGAUGAUAUCAAUGCUGUCUUUGAGAAUAUCAACAUGACUAUCAUAAUUUUGAUUUAGUAUUUCCACACUGAGUUGUCCCUUUUGUUGUUGCGAAUUGACUUUUUUGAGGUUGUGGUUGCAACUUUUUCGUUGCUCUUCCCUGCUGUUUACUGUAUUUGUUUGCUUCUUGUUGCAAGUUUGUACUCUUACCUUACCAUGUUCCAUUGUUGAUGAUCUGUGCAGGUAUUGAAUGUUCUAAUGGAGUCUAAAGGUGGGAAAAAGAAGUCUAGUAGUAGUAAGUCCUUAUUCUACGAAGCUCCCCUCGGAUACAGCAUUGAAGACGUUCGACCAAACGGAGGAAUCAAGAAAUUCAGAUCUGCUGCAUACUCCAACUGCGCUCGCAAGCCAUCCUGAUACCCCUAAAUAGGUUUCCGGAUCACGUCUCUGGACGUAAUAAUAAGCGUGACAAAACUGUCAAUUUUUAUUUUUGUAGAUUUUAGUUUUGCCCCCUGCUCCUUUUCUUCGGUCUUUCUUCUACUCCUGUGUGUCUUGUGGUUAUCACCACCUCUGCAACGGAAAUGGCUUUGCCAGUCUCUGCGAUUGGUUUCGAAGGUUACGAGAAAAGGCUUGAAAUUUCCUUUUUCGAGCCAAGCUUCUUUUCUGAUCCUGAGGGUCGCGGCCUUAGGGUUCUUACCAAAGCACAACUGGAUGAGUUCCUCCAACCAGCUGAAUGCACCAUCGUUUCAUCAUUGUCAAACAAGAAUUUUGACUCUUACGUCCUUUCUGAAUCAAGCCUCUUCAUCUAUCCAUACAAGUUGAUCAUCAAAACUUGUGGAACAACUAAGCUGCUUCUGUCAAUCCCUGCCAUCCUGAAGUUGGCAGAGUCGGUUUCUCUCUCUGUACGGGAAGUGAUAUACACACGUGGCAGUUUUAUUUUCCCUGGGGCUCAAUCAUUUCCCCAUCGCAGCUUCUCUGAGGAAGUUGCCACCCUUGAUGGUUAUUUUGGAAAGCUUGGUUCAGGCAGCAAGGCUUAUGUGAUGGGCAGUUCUGAUGAUGGUAAGAAAUGGCAUGUUUAUAGUGCCUCUGCUGGGUCAGCGCAAUCCGCUGAACCUGUCUCCACACUGGAGAUGUGUAUGACUGGCUUGGACAAGGACAAGGCUUCUGUCUUUUACAAGAGCGAAUCUUCUUCUGCGGCUCUGAUGACUGUGAAUUCUGGGAUACGUAAGAUACUCCCUGAGUCUGAGAUAUGUGAUUUUGAGUUUGAUCCUUGUGGUUAUUCAAUGAAUUCUAUUGACGGGUCUGCACUGUCGACCAUCCAUGUUACACCUGAAGAUGGUUUUAGCUAUGCAAGCUUUGAAGCUGCUGGAUAUGAUCUUAAAGCACUGAAUCUGGGCAUGCUGAUUGAAAGGGUGUUGGCUUGCUUCUUGCCAUCUGAGUUUUCUAUUGCCGUUCAUGCGGAUGUUGCCUCUGUACCUGUGGAGCUUACACGCGCCUUGGAUCUGAAAGGGUAUUCUCUUGGCGAGGAUUGUUAUGAAGAGCUGGGACUAGGUGGUUCUGUUGUGUACCAGAAGUUUGUUCGUACUGGGUCUUGUGCUUCACCCAGGUCAAUUCUGAAAUGCUGCUGGAGUGAUGAAUCUGAAGAAGAAAGGGAGUAGCAUUGGGGUUUUUUCUUAGUUUUUUUUUUUUUCUUUUUAAGCUCCUAUCAUAUCAUUUGAUGAGCAAUAUCUUUGCUGUAAAAUAAAAAGCAUAUGUCCUUAUCAUGCUUGGCAUAUGUGGUAAGACUUGUUUUCUUGUGUGUUUUUUUUCUUUCCGAGUUUCAACUGGUCUUGGCAUUUUUGAGGCCUUACAUAUUACUAUUUCGGCAUCAUUUCUGUUUAAGCUAUUAUUAUGAAGUUUAUGAACCAGUUUUUAUCUUAUUAAUCUUGGUGUUGCUGAAUGUCCUUAGUUUUUCCUGGCAUGUGUAUUUAAUGUUGUUUCCUCGAUAAGCAAUCCAAGAUUCUGGUAAUACCCAA
This is a messenger RNA of Oldenlandia corymbosa var. corymbosa, 2880 nucleotides long. The record is from the annotation of a GenBank genome assembly. Lineage: Eukaryota; Viridiplantae; Streptophyta; Magnoliopsida; Gentianales; Rubiaceae.